Fusarium odoratissimum NRRL 54006 is the source of this 717-nucleotide messenger RNA. RefSeq lists its product as uncharacterized. The record is from RefSeq and is a predicted model, not a curated record. The transcript is spliced from 3 exons. NCBI's taxonomy places the organism in Eukaryota, Fungi, Ascomycota, Sordariomycetes, Hypocreales, Nectriaceae. The coding region runs from base 1 to 717 and encodes 238 amino acids.
AUGUUAUGCCGUAGCAAAGGAGUGGUGGAAAUUUCUGUCAAGAUUCUACAGGUCUGUUCUCAAUACGGCCAAGAUGUCACAAAUGCCAAAGCCGAUAUAGCGGAGCUACAACAAGAGGUUGAGACACUAUACGAUACAGAAAAGAAGGUGAAGACACUCAUCGAAGGCCCUCAAGGCGCCAAGCUCAAGGCAUCUCAAGACUUUGCACUAAAGAUUACGGAAACCCUCAGUGUCUUAUCUAAGGUAGACGCGAAACUGCACCCGCCCGCCAAGUCCAGCGUGAGACAACGCUUGGGAUUCAAGUCACUGAAAUGGCCCUUUGAGAGUGACCAGGUUCAUCGCGUUGUUCAGCGUAUACGCAGAUGCUCGGAAUCACUUUCGCUUGCCCUGCAAAUCGAUGAGAUCUUGCCCAAUGGUGUCACUAAAAUACCUAAAGUCGACGAUAGCUUGGAUAUAGCUGCACUCCCAUUAGCCGUCGGAGCCACCUACAGUUCAUUUGCUGAACAAGACAACAGCAUCCGUAUCCAGAGCACUCGCUCUGAAAUCUUGCAGGAAAUAAAUUACUGGCUGGACGGUGACAACUCGGAGACCGUUUUCUGGCUACAAGGCAUGGCUGGCACUGGUAAGUCAACUGUCGCUCGUACCGUAGCUACGCGUUGGGACAAGCGUAAUCACCUUGGAGCAAGCUUAUUCUUCAAACGAGGUGAUGGCGACUGA